AUGACUGCUACGCAUACGGGCCAGCCCUGCAAGCGGUGCAAGGUUGAGAAUGCGCCAUACAAGUUGCGAAAUCUCGCGACCUGCCGGUAUUGCCCCUCGAUGACCUCUGUCACUUCGUAUCACGAACCAGACUGCUAUAUCGAGCAUGUCUCCGGCAAGGUCCGCAAAAAUCUAGGAACCAUGCACAAGGAAAUUCGCACAUCCGCGGAGCUCACACCACGGAGGUACCUCGCUGGCCUCUCGUUUGGCGUCUCGUCGACCUGCCUCACGCAGAUGCUCAAUGACAGCGCCCAGCACCACGCCGGCAAGCAGUCAUCCAGUGCUUUUGAGCCGCUCAUUGUCCACAUAGACACAGACCUAGCCGCCGCGCCAGCCGAGAGCCACGACACGCCCGCGCAGCGACUCCUGGCCAAGUACCGCGCGAGGUACCCGCACAUCUCGUUUGACUGCGUGCAUCUGAGCAAAGCCAUAGCGCUCCGUACUGUGGACUGGUCGACGCUGCUUCCUUUAUAUAAGACGCUAGACACCGCCGAGGACGGUGCGAGCGACGUAGAGAAGCUGCGCCGCCUAUUUGACGCCCUGCCCUCAGUCACGUCCCGCGCCGACGUGCUGCGGCAGCUUGUCCGCCAUCUCCUCAUCGACACGGCCCGCGCGCGCGGCUACUCGGUGGUACUUCUCGGGCAUAGCACGUCGGCCCUGGCCGCGCUGACCCUCGCCGAGGUGGCCAACGGUCGCGGCUUUUCCGUCCCGGGGCAGGUCGGCGACGGCGUGCAGACGGUGUGUGAGUACGACGAUGCCGGCCGCGAAACGGCGCGCGUCAUGUUCCCCGUUUAUUACCCGCUGCGCGAGGUCCUCAAGAACGAGCUCGUCGGGUACGUGGAUCUGAUCCCAGUACUGGCCGAGAUGAAGCGGCAGGGCGAGGUGGAUGGCGUCGCCGGCCGCAGCAGCCACUCCGUCGUCUCACACAGAGAUGUUAGCAUCGAGGAGGUCAUGCAGCGCUACUUUGAUGGCGUUGAGGGCCCCUACUCUGGCAUCGUCGCCAAUGUUGUCCGCACCACGGGCAAGCUGGACCGCGUGGCGGGCGGUGCCUUUUGCCGCCUCUGCGGCAUGACGCUCGACGAGUCGGGCGACGACCGCUGGGCCGGCGACUUGGGCCAGGAUUCCGGUGACUCGGCAGCCGAUCAUCACAAGGGAAAGCUGUGCUAUGGCUGUCGACGGUCUGUCAGUGGCUGA
Messenger RNA from Cordyceps militaris CM01, 1233 nucleotides. Its product is annotated as Thiouridylase subunit 2. Gene Ontology annotation, biological process: tRNA wobble position uridine thiolation. The coding region runs from base 1 to 1233 and encodes 410 amino acids. The record is from RefSeq and is a predicted model, not a curated record. Gene Ontology annotation, molecular function: sulfurtransferase activity; tRNA binding. Lineage: Eukaryota; Fungi; Ascomycota; Sordariomycetes; Hypocreales; Cordycipitaceae. Gene Ontology annotation, cellular component: cytosol. The transcript has 2 exons.